GGUACCAACACUGGUAAUUUUUUCAAGUAAGUGCAACUUCUGGGGCAGUUCGUAACAGAUUGAGCAACUCUGGCGUUAAACGAGAAUUAAGCCGGCGGUCCCACAUGUCAUAGCAAACGUCCGUGUGCGUGGCCGUUAGGGCAAGAGCAGAUAAGAGGCUCGGUCGACCAGGUGCGACUCGACCAGUUGACGCGCUCGUGCCACCUCUCUCUCUCUUCUCGCUCCGGUCGAACGCCGCCGCGCCGCCAGGACGAACGCCGCCGCGCCUCGCCGUCGCAAUGCCGUCGUGGAAUGACGGAGAGAGCAGCGAGGACAGCCUGCUGUCCGAUUUCGACUAUGGCCACGGCCUCAGCCCUCGCAAGCCGGUAAGAUUUUGCCUCCCUGUUCACUGAUAAGGGUUAGGGUUUCUACGAUUUGGGAUUUAUCGAUUGAAUCAAAGACCAGUCGAUUGAAGCUUAGAUCUUGCCUGCCUGUUCCUUCUCUUAGAUACCAGAAACAAUUCUGGACACCGAGUUCACCGGGUACGACGAUUGCGAUUUGAGGUGCAACCAUGAUAUGCCAAUGUACAGGUUGGUUUGCUUCGAAGGAGAGAACACGGGCAGGAGAUUUCUGGCUUGUGGAUGCAAGGAUGAGGAAAUGUGUGACAAGGUUGAGUGGGUAGAUGGGCCAUGGCCACCUCCACUGCAGAGGAGUUUGGUCAAGCUUUGGGCCAUGCAUGAUGAAGAGAGGGACAGUAGGAUACAUGGUAAUGUGGAGUAUGCCACUAGGAAUUACCAACUGACAUUACAGAAAAAAGAGUUGGAGAAGAAGAAUAUGGAGUUGCACAAGCAAGUGGGCAAUGCUCUGGAGUAUGUGUCAGAGAUAACUUCUCAUGACCUUGAGCUUGAAGUGGCAAAGAGAGAGAAGGCAGAGCAAGAAGUGAUAUCAUUGAGGGAAGAAAAGAAGAGGCUGGAGCAUGAGCUGGCAAAGAGGCCCAAGACAGAUGAUGAAUGCUCAACUUUGAAGGAGGAAAAGAAGAGGCUAGAGUACUAUGUUGCGGAACUCCUGAAGCAAUCCCAUGCUCGAAGGAUAAGAUGA
Lolium perenne is the source of this 1077-nucleotide messenger RNA. Lineage: Eukaryota; Viridiplantae; Streptophyta; Magnoliopsida; Poales; Poaceae. The record is from RefSeq and is a predicted model, not a curated record.